Messenger RNA from Mollisia scopiformis, 1590 nucleotides. RefSeq lists its product as uncharacterized. The record is from RefSeq and is a predicted model, not a curated record. The transcript has a single exon. Lineage: Eukaryota; Fungi; Ascomycota; Leotiomycetes; Helotiales; Mollisiaceae. Bases 1 to 1590 code for a protein of 529 amino acids.
AUGGCGACGACACCAGAACUCAGAGAGCAGCCCUCAUUCCAUCGGGAAUCUCCCUCGCCAUCACGAUCCCCGACUCCAGCUCUUGGAGCUUGUCCAGAGCUGUCUCGUUGCGUAUCGACUACUUCGACGGGCUCCGUCUUCUCGGGAGACUCCAGUAUGGGGCGAGAAUCUCUUGGCAGUUCGGUCGGCACAUCUGUCUCACGAUCAUCAUCAGCGAGUUAUUCUCAUCGAGCAUCGCUCGGCGGACCUGAGAAGCCUAAACGUCGAGGAUAUGUUAGACCACAAGGGACGAAUUUCGCAGCUUCAGCACAAUCUAGAGAAAGUGUGCUCAGCUUAGGCAGCAUAGCACAUCUACAAUAUUAUUUCGCUAGAACGGGCCUAUUGGAUGGAAAGGGAGGUCGAUUGGCAAAGAAGAAGGACCAACGUGGGACACUAGACUUAUCCGCACUGGAUACUUCGUUCCUUUCGCCCAAGGUUGUUGGUUCGGAUGUCGACUCCUCAUAUGCCUCAAUGGGCAGCAGCCCGGAACUCCAUGCACAACUUGGUGGGAUGCUGGUGGAAAGCCCUACACAGGAGGAAGGCGACUACUUUAGUGGUGAGGAAGAUGAAGACCAUCCACACAUGCUCCCGCCAACCGUGAGCACUUACAAUCACCGAGAGAAGACUAUCGAACCGCCACCAUCUCUUGAUGAGCUCAAGCAUGAUUUACAGAAGGCCUUGGGAGAUGCUGUCAAAGUCCUCGAAGAAGCGAAGCAACGUCCAUCAUCACAACCAUCUUCUCCUUCUCAUAACCAGUCAUCUGACGGAGAGCCAUCGAGUCCGUCAUCGGAUGAAAACCGAGGAUGGUACGAGCUACAAGGCAUGCAUAUUCUCGAUAUCAUGACCCUAGCUAUACGUGCCGCCAAGAUGUACUACACGGCCCAUGAUCAACCAGCACGCCUAUCAACGAUCAAGACAGAGCGAAAGAUCAGAGCAGAGCUAUUGUCGGUCAUGGAUGUCCUCAAGCGUAUGGCGACGAGGAAUUUUGCUUCUGGCAUGCGCACCGAGGAACGAGAGACAAUGGAAAAUUGGGUAGCCGGUGUCUACGAGAUGUUGAAGCAGGAAGAGGCUAUGGAAGAGGCAGAGAGGAAGCAAAGAGCCAGCUGGUCCUGGCUCGAUGAAUCCUGGGAUGGCAGAGACGUGGAGCGGGAAUACGCUUUCAUGAAAUCUAUGGACCCGGAUUCCGAGACGCUACCGGAGUUCAAAUCCGUGGACGACAUCACGGAUGAAAAGUUACCUACCUCGUUCUUGGCUGAUCUAAGGACUGGAUUGAGAUUGGUCAAAUUGCACAACGCAAUAGUCAAGAAGAGCAAGAGGCCGUUUGGCGCUAUCGACAAAUGGCAUACAGAAUUUGGGAAGCCAUAUCGCAGCGCGGAGAAUCUACGAUACUGGAUUAAAGCCGCUGAGCUACGUUGGGAAGUCGUCCUCAAAGUCGAUGUCAUGGGUGUCGUCAACGGAUCCGACAGAACGGCGUGGAAGGGUUUCGAGAAUGCCAUUUGGCAAUGGUGCCGGAAGGUCAGAGAGGAGAUCACGGUAGAUUUGAAAGUCUGA